This is a messenger RNA of Saccostrea cuccullata (small rock oyster), 3981 nucleotides long. RefSeq lists its product as uncharacterized. Gene Ontology annotation, cellular component: external side of plasma membrane; CD40 receptor complex. The transcript has 10 exons. Gene Ontology annotation, molecular function: signaling receptor activity; CD154 receptor binding; antigen binding. NCBI's taxonomy places the organism in Eukaryota, Metazoa, Mollusca, Bivalvia, Ostreida, Ostreidae. The coding region runs from base 1418 to 2881 and encodes 487 amino acids. Gene Ontology annotation, biological process: positive regulation of isotype switching to IgG isotypes; positive regulation of endothelial cell apoptotic process; TRIF-dependent toll-like receptor signaling pathway. The record is from RefSeq and is a predicted model, not a curated record.
AGCAGAAUUUGAUUAUAACGCGAGCUGAUACAAUCAGGUGGUUUCCUCAACUUGGCCAUUUUUUUCAUAUCGACCAAUUCUUUUAUUGAGUUUUCUGUUUUUGGUCUUCAAGAGUUUUGAAGGAUAUUUUUCCUUUCCUCUCAAGAGAGGAACAAUAACACACUUGAAGUCAAUAUUGGUGAUAUUUCAAAGACAAUUAUCCCGCAGUCUGUGCUAUCGGCAUCGUAUGUGGUAACUAGUGCUUGCUGCCUGAGACGAUAUUAGUCAAUAUUCUCUCUAAAACAGUGUUCUGUUUCUGUGAAAAUUGCAAAUUAAUUUGGUAAAAGUUUCCGAUGUUGUAGAAAGUGGUUAUAUGGGAAUUCUAUAUUGCUCUCUGUGAUCUUGGUAGAACCAGCAAAAUUGAAAACCAAUGCUUUGGGGAGGAUUGUAUUGAUAUGAAAAGUUCGCACGAUAUCUUGAUCAGAAAAUAAAACAAACACUCUUCUAUUGGUUGCAUUUCAUUCUUUUGAGUCCUACUGUACCGAGUUUUUACCUUCUCCUUUAUAGCAUUUCUGUGAGACUGGACGCAGAUGUUUCAGGAAAAUUUUACAUCAACUUUUUUAUGUGUAUCGGAAAUCUUUAUUUUAACCAAUUUGGUGCUGGUCUUUGGACAAGGAACGUCAAAGCUGCCCAAUAAUUGCUUAGUUUAGGAGGGUUCAAAUUUCAAAGUCUUGGAGAAAUAUUUCUCUUUCAGUCUUAUCCAUAAUUAUUACCAAGGUGACGAAAAGGCGUUAAUUAAAUCGAUUUUUUCUGCAAAAAUUCUUGGAAGAAGGGAAAUUCUAAAAUGAAGAUGGAUGGAGAGAUGGAUUUAAGCCGUUUAUAUAUUUUUGAAAUCUCCAUCUGGGACGGGUUUUGAGCACUAAUUAAGACUGGCUAGUACUCAUCGAUCGAAGAGGCCUGGCUUUCUGAGACAUUGUAUCGAACGCUUUCGGGGAAAAACAGCACCAAGAUUUGUGUGAGUUAAGACUGAUUUCUUUGGACCCCGGCACGCAGCGCAGAUCAAUGGCGGAAGAACUGCUCGAGAUAAUUUGCCGUUUGAAAAGUAUACAAUUAUUCACGGUGAUUGUUCCGAUUUAAAGAGAACUUGUGAAGGACUCGUUCUUUAUUCUUUUUAACGAUGUUAUUUCUAGCUAUUGAAAAAAAUGCUACCAUCUGACAUGCGCAUACGUUUGUUAAACAAUUAUCCAAAUAUUGUGUAUUGAGUUUGUAGAUGAUAGUUUAUAGUUUGUUAUGGGAUAUGAGGAAUUUAUGUUGAUAUUUGCGUAACAUUUGGAAGCCGUAUGUGCAGUUAACAGUCACAUUAGGACAGAGUUUAAAUUGAGGAAAAUAUCAGCUGAUUUGGAUGUAAUUUUCUUUGUGUGUUUUUGGAUUAUUAAGAAUGUCCAUCAGUAAUUGUGGACAGGUCAUCUGCCACACCCCAUAUACUGUUUUUGGGACAAAUGCCGGGAAGACCUCGUCAAAAUGUUCUAAGAGUACCAGUUAUUGCCCGUCAGGUCACUACUAUGAGACCUGUCCCCAGGACAAAGGUGCACGCUGUGUCCAGUGUGACUCUAAGUCCUACCAGCCGGACAGAAAUGGACCACUGGACAAAUGUAAAGCAAAGACUACAUGUGACCGACAGAACAUGGAGUAUGCUGAUCAGGGCAGUGCACUGAGGGACGCUAAAUGUCGGUGUGCCCCCGGGUAUCACUUCCUGAAUACAGACCAAACCCACUGUGUCCCCAACAACGUGUGUCCAGUGGGCUGGGGACAAACAGAUUAUGGCUCGUGUGAAGAUUGUCACAAACGCAAUAUGUACUCAGACAAGGCAGAUAAAGUCCAAAGAUGUCAAGUGCUUCGAAACUGUGAGAAGGAAAACCGUUGUACUAAACGAAGGAGUAAUGGGACUUUCAAUAAUGAAUGUGAUCAACCAACAAAAGAUAUAUCUAACUGUACAAACCCAGGACCUGCGACUGGUUCACAUAGGGCGCUACAGUCGUCAGCAUCAGCUCCAAUAUACGCAGGCGCAGCAGUCGGUGCCAUCAUUUUCCUUGUCUUGAUCUUCUUUCUUGUAAUGUUCUUGCUAUGGAAACGACGUCGUGCGCAGUCGAAGGACGACGCACUUUCCAGGGACCAGAUAGAUAGCCUGUUGGAAAGAAUAGUAACACGUUCAGAGGGCGACGAGUCUUACAGCAGGAAAGUUAUUGCUGCCUCCUUCCGCGAGAUUGAAGACAGAAUAGACCGUCAGAUCUGGAAACUCCCUCAAGAGUUAUUCAGGGAACACAUGCAGCCCGCUAUGUACGAGGUCAUUGUUGAAAAAUACAAAGAAAAGGACCACAAGUACGCCAUCAAUGGGUACCUUCAGGAUUGGCGAGAAUGGAAGGGAGAGAACUCGGAGGCCAUCAGUCACCUCUUUAAAUGUCUCAGGCUGGUGGAGAGGGAGGACAUUGUGUAUGAAAUCUGCAAUAAAUUCAGAGAAGGGUACCCCGAGGUUGUCAUGGACGCGGAAGUCAAGUUGGACAACGGAAUCGUCAAGAAGAGAAGUCAAAAAAUCACAUUUAAAGAAUAUCUUAAAGAAACACUGUGUUGCUGUCCAUCUAAACGUAAACGUUAUACAGAGAAGGAUGAACCUAAGGAAACACAAGAUUCUUUACUUGACGCAAAAACAAAGGAAGCGGAAGUUUGCGAAAAAGAGAAGAUGGAAGAAUCCGAUGACGUCCUGCCGAUGUCCCCUUCAGAAGCCGGUGCUAUUUAUAGAGAACGACCAAGCCCCAGUGCCCCUGUCAUUGAUGAUGCAGGAAACGUGCAUGUCAUAAUUCCCAUGAACAGAGCUUAUUCAUUUCCGGUUCAAGCAAGCUCAUGAUUACGUUGUAUGAAACAGAGACAACGUGCAAUUUACAGCAUCAAAUGCUUUAAUGUGCAAUGAUCACUGCAUUCCGAGUUCAGUAGGAAUACACAGGUGUUCAUAGUGGUUGAAUAUUAUGGAUUUUGAACAAUAGUUGGGCGAAUUAUGUCUUUCAUUCAAAAUGAAAGCAGCCCUGUUUCUUGAAAGCUCGAAAAGACUUUCUUAUAAGAACAAACUGUACAUUACGUUUAAUAUGUGUAAAUGAACUCUGCGUUCAGUACAUUAACUUUCAUGAAGUGAUUUUCAUUUAAAUGUUGUUGCUUUUAAGUUGUUGUGUGAAUGGCUUUAUCUUAAACUGACAACGAGACCUCGUGUAUGACGUCAUCAGAGCCUAUAAGUAUUCAAACAAAUCGAGUACUUAACUACAUGUAGCUUAUGUAAUUUUAUCAUGGCGUGAUGGCUUUUUCGACAUCGACGCUUCGGUAUCAUUAUUAUCGAAAUAAUUCUUGAUAAGAAACUUAAUUAUAGUAAUAAUCGUAUUAGAUUCUGGUAUGGAAUUAUAAAUGAUGAACGGUGCACGCCAUUUUAUUGCCAUAGUAACGAUUUAUCAGUAACUGAUAUGAAGCUAUUUACUUCAUGGUGUCUCAUUAAGUUGUGUUAAAAUCUUAAUCAAAGCUUUGUCAUCGGGUUAUCUAUUACAAUUUACAUCAAUAAGGCACGGAAACUCACGUCAAGUUCUUCUAAAACGGAAUCAGUCCCAGCCUUAUAGCUUAAGAUAACAUCCAAAUGGAAAAAUAAAUGUGAUGAUAUGGAAUAUUAUGAAACCAAUAUCAAGUGCAUCGAUUUCAAAAAAAUGUUUUAUCAAUUAUUGUCGAAGUUAUCGGAACAGUUUUCCAUACAUUCAUCUCAAAUUAUCGAACACGAAUAGACAAUAUUAUGUCACUUCUAAACGCUUGUCACGUUGGCUGUUGUAAGUUAGUGCCCCUCGGUAUAUGAAAGAAAGCAAUUUACAAUAUGAUCAAUUUAUUGACUUAACAUGUAUGUUUUUUAUUAACAUAAUCAAAGGCAUUUAUUGAAUAAAUUCUAAUAGCGAAAUAAAAUGUAUUUUGAUAUGCUAA